Aspergillus puulaauensis is the source of this 1968-nucleotide messenger RNA. RefSeq lists its product as uncharacterized. The transcript has 5 exons. Lineage: Eukaryota; Fungi; Ascomycota; Eurotiomycetes; Eurotiales; Aspergillaceae. The record is from RefSeq and is a predicted model, not a curated record. The coding region runs from base 1 to 1968 and encodes 655 amino acids. Gene Ontology annotation, molecular function: FAD binding.
AUGCCUGUCUUCACUGAACAAGGAUCUUCGUGGCGCGACCUCAGGGUCCUCCCAUCAUUAGCGCCUGCUAUCCCUCGUCUGACACCCGCAUUUAAACCCCCAGACGGUGGCCACGAGCGGUAUGAAGUGGUAAUUAUCGGGGCGGGCCCCGCGGGUCUUAUGCUCGAACUUCUUCUUUCUCGAUAUGGGUUGACUGACAAGUCAUUGCUCUGCGUUGACUCAAAACCCAGCACUCUAAAAUCAGGCCAGGCAGACGGCAUCCAGCCUCGGACACUAGAGGUAUUCAAAACGUUAGGCAUAUCCGGCGAGAUUGAAAACGAAGCGUGCCAGAUGUGGGAGUUUGCCUUUUGGAACGCCUCUGAGGAUCCCAAGAAAGUGAUUGAGCGACGAUCUGUUGUGCCCGAGGUCAUCCCACCAGCUCGCUUUCCUUACGAGGCAACUAUCCACCAGGGUAGGGUGGAACGGAUUAUGGAAACGGACCUUCUCCGGUACUCCCAGAGAGGGGUUGUCAGAAAUACCAGGCUUCUUUCUUUAGGGAUCGAUGAGCACAACGAUCCUGAAUUCCCAGUCCUGGCAACUCUUGAAACGGAUGGCGUGACGCGAGUCAUCCGCACAAAGCACCUGGUAGGCGCCGAUGGCGCACACUCCGUUGUUAGGCAAUCUGUCGGGCUGAAAUUGGAAGGGCAAUCGCUCGACCACAUCUGGGGCGUUAUGGAUCUGGUAGUUGACACCAACUUCCCUGAUAUACGGAGACGUUGUGCUAUCCAUUCUCCCGCCGGCUCCGUCAUGAUCAUUCCUCGCGAGCGCAUCUGUACCGGAGAAUACAUUACUCGUCUCUAUGUGCAGGUUCCGGGCUUAGAGGAUUCGGAAAAUACAGAUGUCGACGCCGACCUCAAGAAGGAUGCAAAGAUGAAGCGCAGCAAAGUCACGUUGGAAGCGAUCCUUAAGCAGGUCCAAGACGCAUUCCAGCCAUAUUAUAUACGACCGAAAAGAGAGGAUGCUGUUGACUGGUGGGCUGCGUACCAGAUUGGCCAACGAGUGUGCCCUGAGUUUAUUGUGAGGGAUUCCACUGGAGUCGGUCGUGUUUUUAUCGUGGGCGACGCCUGCCAUACACAUAGCCCAAAGGCUGGUCAAGGAAUGAAUGUCUCAAUGAUGGACUCAUACAAUCUCGCCUGGAAGCUCGCCUACCACAUCAACGGCUUGACUCCCGCAUUAUCAGACGAAAGCCCGGAUCUGCUUGACACAUACCACAUGGAGCGGCACGCCAACGCACAGCAAUUAAUCGACUUCGAUAGAACAUUCUCCAGCAGCUUCUCGGAUCAGCUAGGUACAUCGGGCUCAAAGUCGGGGUUAUCCCACGCAGAAUUCGUCAACAUUUUCAAUACUGGGAACGCAUUCACCAGCGGCUGCGGCGUAGAGUAUGUCGAAAGCCUUGCUGUGGAGAGGAGCCUAUCUACCAACGGAGAACUCCCUGUUCGCGGAGACGACUUUCUAGCCGGAAUAUUGCGGUCCGGGAGGCGCUUGCUGAAUGUUAAGGUGAAGCGGUUCGCGGAUGGUAGUCAUCGGGAUAUCCAGGAUGAACUAGAAUCUACGGGUCGAUUCCGCAUCCUCUCGCUUGUCUCCGACGACCUACUAGAGCCUCAAGGUGUUUCUGCAACUACACUGAAAGCAGUGACCGCACUCUCGCAACGUUUCCCUGCGUCUCUAAUUGAACAAAUUGUCGUAUACCCACGUUUAUCCGGCGAGCUAAGUUGGGAGAGUAUCCCAGCCUGCGUCAAGGAGGAAACUGAAAUGUCGCUAUACAGCGGGUAUGAUCUGGAAGACGCUUACCAGAUAUAUGGAGUUGAUCCUGGGAAGGGCGCACUUGUCGUCGUGCGGCCGGAUGGAUACGUUGGUGUUGUUGCGCACUUGAAAGACGUGGAGCGCGUCGAUGCGUAUCUUAGCCGUUUGAUUGUUAGAGCUGCAUAG